AUGGGUGUCUUGAGCUGCAUGAAGUACCUGAUGUUCAUCUUCAACAUGCUGGUGUUUGCUGGGGGAACAUGCCUGGCAGGCAUGGGAGUCUGGGUGGCCGUGGACCCGGCUGGUUUCCAAGACAUCGUGGCCACCAGGGCCGUGCUGAGCGCAGGCGCGUGGCUGCUGCUGGUUGUGGGCAUUGCCCUGUCCCUGCUGGGCUUCCUGGGCUGCUGCGGGGCCCUGCGCCGGAGCCGCCCACUCCUGCUGCUGUUCUUCAUCCUCGUCAGCCUCGUCUUCCUCAUGCAGCUCAUUGGGGCCGUUCUCUUCCUGGUGCAUUGGAAACAGGUCCAGCCCGAGCACUUCCUGUCUGAGUUGCAGAGGAACUAUGGUGGGGACGAGGGUGCUGAGGUGUUUUCCACGGCCUGGAACACCCUGAUGGUCAUGGGUUGCUUCUCUACCUUCGGCAAGACCCUGCAGAGGUACAUCUCCCUCCCUGGAACCUGCAGCUUAGCCGUGCUAGGCAUUGAGAUUUUUGCCAUGUUCUUCGCCUUCUGCCUUUACUACAACUUCGACUGA
Messenger RNA from Haemorhous mexicanus (house finch), 558 nucleotides. RefSeq names its product tetraspanin-18-like. The coding region runs from base 1 to 558 and encodes 185 amino acids. Gene Ontology annotation, cellular component: membrane. The record is from RefSeq and is a predicted model, not a curated record. The transcript has 6 exons. NCBI's taxonomy places the organism in Eukaryota, Metazoa, Chordata, Aves, Passeriformes, Fringillidae.